This is a messenger RNA of Neodiprion fabricii, 4938 nucleotides long. RefSeq lists its product as uncharacterized. Lineage: Eukaryota; Metazoa; Arthropoda; Insecta; Hymenoptera; Diprionidae. The transcript has 6 exons. Bases 393 to 1244 code for a protein of 283 amino acids. The record is from RefSeq and is a predicted model, not a curated record.
CCUUCCCACGUACAGGGGCUGGAAAGAUGCGCGAGCGACCGACGCCCGGCGCGGGUGGAAAACUGAGGGACCCUGCGUUUGGUACCAGAAACCAGCAGCGUCGCGGGUGUCCGUCGAACGCAGGGACGUGUCGCAGUCGUCCUCGUCCUCGUCCUCGUCCCCGUCGCCGCCGUCUUCCUCGGUCAGCAGCCUAUACAACGAGCCCUCCGUCGAAACCUGGACUCUUCACCGAGACCCUCCAUCCACCCGCGACGUCCAGCGAGGCGUCAGGUUCAGUCUCGAAUCGUCGCAUUUCACCCUAUCGAAGGGUAGCCAACAAGCCCCGGUGCAUCGGGCCGAGACGGCAGAAAUGGAAGUCGAGAUGAUGCAGGCACGUGGACGUUAGCGCGAUUAUGCUCCGUAUUAUGCCGCCAGAGGAUGUCCAAAAAUACGCCCACAUAAAGCGAAAGAGCGUAGCCUUUCUGUCGAGUUUGUUUAGGACGAAAAAGUUUGCCUCGUCAGGAAUGCGAAUCGAGGACGAAGAAAUGGAGCGCGCUCCGCGGAUCGAGACACAAGCCGUGAUUUCGACCGCUUAUCGAAACGACAACAACGUAGCGCGUAUCCCGUCGACGCUGAGCGUCGCUGCUGCCGCUGACGUAGUUGUAGCCUGCCAACCCCACCCCUCACCCUCGCACUCUACGCUGACCUUGACUCCGGGAAGGACCAGAAACAUUGACCAAGACAUGGAGGCGCUCCGGCUCAGUCGUCAGGAUAAUCCAUUUUUGCAGGUCCUGGCGAGUCGAGAGAGCCUUGUGGAGUCGAUCGAGGAGUCAGAAUCCGACGACGCGAUCCUGAUGUCUCAGGAACUCGGAGACGCGGAUCCGCUGACCCUCGCCCAAGUCCACGAACACCUUGUGCGAAGUCCACCGCCGGCUACAUGGCCACACAACCCGAUAUUCCAUUUCCCUCACCACAACAACCAGAUCACCGAACACGGCAGUCAGGUCAGACUGCAGAACGAUCAGCCUCAGGAUCACAAUCGGACGCGACACUUCCUCGUCGGCAAGGGACAACCCAAGAGUCCUAGUUUCCGAGGCGCCGACAGCGUUGUCGAACUCUCCAGGAGCGAACCUUCCACCGAUACGAGAGAUCGUCACUCGCAUCCGUUUUCCUUGCUGAAUCCAACGCCGAUACGAUCUCUGUCGGAGGUGAGACGCCUGCACAGAUCAGCGGACGACAACGUCCAGCUGAUGUCCUCGGAGUAGACGAGGAUUCGGAUGAUCCGCGUGGGCGCGGAUCCGAGGAACCCUUUUUAUUCAACCCGUUUGGCUCCGGCUUUGAACUGCACAGAGGGCGACGAUUUAUCUACGGAAAGAAGAUAAGAUAAUGCCGGCGAUUGUUCUCGCCGUUGCGUCUCUGCAACCGCGGAUGAUGUAGCCAAACGUUACACUUGAGCCUUGGAUUAUAUUUUACGGAUAUUUUGUUGCGUGCUACUGUAUUUGUGCGGUGACUAUAAUAUUGUAACCGAUCCGAGUAUCUUACCUGGUCAUAAAUCGUAUAGUCGUGAUCACACAACGGCGCAAGAGUUUCGCUCGAAUUUACUUAUAUUAAACAUCGCCGCCUGACGAUUAUCAUGACGAUAAUCAUGAUUAUUAUGAUCGCUAAAAUUUUACUCGAUGUUUCAUCACUUUUAACGACCUAUUAUAUCCAUGCUAAUCAAGACCGAAUUAUAGACAAGUGGAAACUGCUGGCAGUGAAAUAUGAGUAUAUAACGAAUUUAAUUUAUAUAUGUGUAUGAAAUGAGAAAUUUAGUCUUAUGUAGUUUUCAUCAAUUUUUACAUUUCUUUAUAUAUAUUUGAUAUUUCUUUUAGUUUCUUUACGUUGGUCACCUAGUUCUUUAGGUACUUGAUACAUUUCCACAUAUACACAGAAUUUUCGAUGCGUAUAAAAGUAACGUGUCUGUAUAGUGAAUAUAUAUAUACAUACAUAUAUAUAUAUAUAUUCCCAGACACGUUACUUUAUAAUUUACAUUUACGUUACAUAUAUAUAUAUAUGUAUAGUACACAAGAAUAAAUUAAGCGUGGGUUGCCUUUUCGCUUGGAUGUAUAACGUGUUACGUAAUAUAGGAUAUUAGAGUAAGUUUUUAGAAAGUUUUAGCAUGUUUUUGCGAACGAUAGGCCUGAUUCACCAGUUUCCUGCUAUUUAAUCGCCGACUUACCGCCGUUUAACAUAAGUAAUGAAUAUCGUUAUUAAUAGACAUAGCGUAAAUCGUCCCUAAUCGUCUCGAAUAGUAUUAAUCCAACAUACGCAGUAUCUUUUAUCGAGCCGUCGUGUCAACGCGCUUCAGGAUAAAUAUUUUUACACUCAUCACCCGCGUGCAUUGAUCGAGUGUGUAGUUAAAAUUCCCAUACUUCAACACUGAGUACGCAAUGUUGGAAAAAAUUAAGAUUGCAGAUCAAUCUUUGGUUCAAAGAAGUUUAAAACAAGUGAAAUAUGUAGCGUGAAAGGAAUUAAGUGAUUCUGUCCAACAAUUUCUGUAACUUGUACGGUAUACAUGACUAGGUGCAACGAGAAGAAAUAUUACAUUUAUUUACUUAAAUUGCGUCGGAUUUGUCCGCGACGAAUGUGUGUUUCUACACUUCAUCAGCAUGGAACUAAGGGCAGCAAUUUUUCUAAAGCGUUAAUAGAUCGUAUCUAUUGAUAAUAUAGAUGUGACAAAAUUACAUUUCGGCGCCGUUGACGCGUACUGAACACAAGCGUUGAAAAUCUCUCAUCUAUCUACGCACAGAUAUCCUGUCGAAAAUUUAAUCAUGAUACAAAUUUUGAACUUACGGGUACAACAUGUAAACCUGCAUACCCAAAAUAUCCCUAUGCGUGAAAAUAUUACAAUAGUUACAUAUUAUAGGUUUUUCACUCGAUGAAUGAAUUAUUACUUUAGACUUCCGCAUCGCUAUCAGUAUCAUACAAAUAUAUACAUGAUACAAUUAUACACACAGUUAGUUACUAUAAUGCUAAGUGACAACGUUACACAAUUGAAUAUGGCUAAUUGCCGUGAUACCUGUUUGAAGAUUAGCACGCGUUUCACAAGCUGUCGGGCAAUUGGCGUUUGUGUUUCAUUCAAUGAUUCACUCUACCGAAUACAUGUAUUCGCUCGUUCGCCUGUUCAUUGCAUUGCGAUCUGAGCGAAUUUUACCCUUACAGUUAGUCAAUACCUGUAUCGGUUGAUCGAUAAAUUAAAUAAAUUAAGCCAUACUCCAGCUGCACAUUUCUCGCGUUGCUGUCGCAGAAUUUGCAUUCCAUAACUGCUGGUCAGUGUUUCAUUAUUUGCAAAACGCCAGCUCGCGAGUAUUGCAGGAUAGCAAAUAUACUAUAAUAAUAUGUCUACAUUGUGUAUGAGGGUUUUUGAAGAAAAAUUGUGCAUCGUCAGCUCGAGGGGUUGAUUGUUUCUUGAUGAACGGCCUCUCGCCGAAUUUCGUGGUAUUUUCACAAAAUUCCUGAGUGAAAUUAAACCAAAUAUUUUUUAAACUUCAUUACUCUACUCGUUGUACAAAUCUGUGUGAUCAGUUUUCAGAACAGUGCGAUUCACCCCUUGAGCAAAUGAUUUAUACAUACCUUGUAUGUAGACAAAUGAUAUCUACAGUUAUAAAUUAGCGACCAAGUUAAAUAUUGGCCAAUGAGAAUUGAGAUUAAUUAUAAAUAGAUAUAUUAGGAAUGAAUUUAUAAUUAGAAGAGGAAAAACUUUAUCGAAAAUUUAUAAGUAUGCGUUUGUUUCUGAAUUUUGAUAACCGUAUCCGUCUAGCGUGCCGAGUAAUUCUUAUUCCUUCUAAUCACUUCAUACAACGGAUUAUUCCAUACUGUGAGCACACGCAGUGCCUGAUUGGAAGAAAUCAAAAGUACGAAGCACUGGACCUCUGAGCAAGUCACAUAAUCCUGACGGUCGUUCGUAAUUUCCGGUGCACUUCAAUGAAUGAAUUUUUUUAACGCGGUUUAAAUCAAAUGCAAUAUUGGUGCGCCUCCUUGAAAUAUUAUACCGCGGAAUUGAAUACUGUACGUAUAUGAAAGUUGAUCAUUGAUUCAACUCAGAAAUAAAACAUGAAGUGAAAUUGAAGGCCUCUAAUGUGUAUGGUUACAUUUUACUUAAUACGGGUAAAAACGUUGCACAAAGUGUGAAAGAGGUAGAAAUAAAGGAAAAGUAAUAUUAGUAUGUUCGAGUUAGAGAUGUUCAAACCUUCGCUUUAUCCGCGCAUUACACUAAAACUAAUAAGGUAACAGUGUGUGGAACUGAGAAAUAUAUUGUAUUUUAUAAAUCACGCUGUAACGUAUGUCAAAGUAAAUUACACACUCUCCCCCGAAGCGUCUAGUUGCACCGAUGAUGUGACUCGCCAAGUAAAUUACUUACCAUGUAGACUGGUCAGAUGACUUCUAAAUGGAACUACAUACCGAUAAGUAUGUAUAGCAUUAAAAAAACAUGCCAAUUCCUUUUACGCAUUAUGACGAGAUUCAAUUCUGGGUGAUGUGAAUGUCGUUUUAUGUAGAAAUGAAUAUACAUAUAUUUCCGUUAUCGUAAAAACAAUACCAUCUUUUCGUCUCACCCGAACCAUAUCUAUAAUUUUUUGAAAAACUUUUAAAUGCUAUUUCAAAGCGUUACAUAUCCGACAAUUUGAAGAAUACCGGAACCGUUGACUGAAAUUAUAAAACUCACAACGCUGGGUUAUUUUUCGUAACUCCUUGCCAGGUCUGUCCGGGUUUGGGGGUAGGUAUUAGCAGUUUCACGUAUUAUCAACCAAGUAAGUGACCGUGCAGAUGAAAAAAGUUCUCCAUAACCAGCAACUAUCGCGUACAAAACGUUGGUCACGUAGCGUCGUCACUGUGAAAUUGGAAAGUUGAGGAAAUCAUGCACCAGAAAUAUGUACGCAGGAAUUAUACAACGGAAAAAUAAAUGUCCAUCAAUUACAUGAA